AUGGUAUCUUCAGAUAAUGCUAUUAUUUUAAAGCCAACAGGCGACCCUAUGCCACUUGUUGGCUUCGGUACAUCGCAGGUACCUGAUGCCGAUACUGUUUAUCAUGCUUUAAAAAAUGGUUAUCGAUUAUUGGAUGGUGCAGGUGUUUACGGUAAUGAGAAAGAAGUGGGCGAUGGAAUUAAGAAAGCAAUCGAUGAUGGAAUUGUUAAACGUGAGGAUAUUUUCAUCACCUCCAAGUUAUGGAACACUUUUCAUAAAAAAGAACAUGUUAGACCAGCUCUUGAGAGAACCCUUAGUGAUCUUAAAGUAAAAUAUUUAGAUCUUUACUUGAUCCAUUUCCCUGUCUCUUUGAAAUAUGUUGAUCCAAAAGAACGUUAUCCUACUGGUUGGUAUUAUGAUGCCGAGAAUAAGUUUUGCAUUCAAGAAAAUGUCACCAUUAGAGAAACAUGGGAAGCCAUGGAAGAAUUGGUUGAUGCUGGAUUGGUUAGGAACAUUGGAAUUUCUAAUUUUAAGGCAGCGUUGAUAAUGGAUUUGUUGAAAUAUGCACGUGUCAAACCAUCAGUUCUACAAAUAGAACUUCAUCCAUACUUGACACAAGAACAAUUGGUAGAUUAUGUAAAAUCCCAAGGUUUGGCAGUGACUGCCUACUCAUCUCUAGGUGCACUUAGUUAUAAAUCUUUAGGAUUGAAAAAUGACCCUCAAUUGUUAAAAGAACCUAUAUUGGAACAGAUUGCAAAGAGGCACAAUAAAUCUACCGCUCAGCGUAAUAUUGGGGUUAUACCAAAAUCAAAUAAUCCAACUAGAGUUGUUGAAAAUCGUAAAAUCCUGGAAUUUACUUUGACCGACGAGGAGGUUAAAGAAAUCUCUUCACUGGACAGAAAAUUAAGAUUUAAUGAUCCCGGUAUAAAGGAUCCUGAUGUAACUUUUGGAGUUGGAAUUCCUAUUCACGCUUGA
Entrophospora sp. SA101 is the source of this 954-nucleotide messenger RNA. Lineage: Eukaryota; Fungi; Glomeromycota; Glomeromycetes; Entrophosporales; Entrophosporaceae. The record is from the annotation of a GenBank genome assembly.